Molecule: messenger RNA, 1687 nt
Organism: Brassica napus (rape)
Lineage: Eukaryota; Viridiplantae; Streptophyta; Magnoliopsida; Brassicales; Brassicaceae
Product: putative F-box/kelch-repeat protein At5g03000
Exons: 2
Coding region: 86-1327 (413 amino acids)
Molecular function (GO): protein binding
Source: RefSeq, a predicted model, not a curated record
CCUUGUUCGGAUAGAAUUAGUAUUCAGAGUACCCUUUAUAAACAAGUUGGAGCAAGUGCUUUUCUCUUGGAAAAAACAAACAAACAUGAUGUCAGUUUAUGGGAAAGCAAAACAAAGCACGAUGAAGAGGAAUUGUAGGAAGAAACAGAGGAACUACUGUCCGCAGCAGGCAUGUAAGUUAUCUGUGUUGCCAGAUGAAAUCGUAAUGAAUUGCUUGGCCUUUGUCCCAAGAUUGGACCACGGAUCCUUAUAUCUGGUCUCCAAGCUGCACCGCUCUCUAAUGCUUUCCCCGGAGUUAUACCAAGCCCGAUCCCUAAUGGGUUGCACCGAACACUGCAUCUAUUUGUGUUUAAGCAUCCCUUCAGACCCGUUCGCACGCUGGUUCGGCUUCUACCCAAAAGCCCCCGUAAAUCAUCCUAGUCGGCUGCUUCAGAUCCGGCCACACUUGUAUCAGCCUCCUGAAGCAUCUUCCGUGGUGGCCCAUGGUUGGGGUAUCUAUGUGAUUGGUGGGAUGAUUGGCAGGAAGCGAUCAUCCAGGGUCUUUUUCCUGGAUUGCCGAUCUCAUACGUGGACCAAUCUCCCCUCCAUGGGGUUCGCUCGAGCUUCUGCUGCAGCUGGCGUGGUGGACGGGAAGAUAUACGUUUUUGGAGGUUGCAAGAAACCAAAUUGGGCAGUGGAGGUUUUUGAUCCAAAGACGCAGACUUGGGAUGCCUUGCCUCCUCCGCCAGAUGAUCUGAACUCCUCUUCGGCCUUAAUGCACGAAAUCGCACUGAUAGAGGAGGAGAAGACAAAGAAGAUUUUCGGUUUGAAUGACAAAGGUGAUGGACUGCUUUACAUUCCGAGUCAAGGCAUAUGGAAAACAGGGAACUCGGAUACCAACGAACUUAGAAAGGGUUGGCAUGUGAUCGACAAUGUCAUCUACUCUUGUGUAACCGGUGGGUGGAUAUUGUGGUGUGAGGCAAGUGAUUUGGAGGAGUCCGCGGUUGGGAUGAAGUGGAGACAAGUUAUGGGCUUGGAGGAUCUAAGGGGCACCCUUUGUGCCUCCAAAGUGGUCAAUUAUGGUUGGGGUUUGCCAUCCCUACACCUUGACGGUAUAUUUCCCGGUCACAAACUGAGCAACUCUGGUCCCAACAUGUUACUCUUCUGGGACUCUCCUGCUAAUAGGAAAUGGGAGAUUUGGUGUGCAGAGAUCUCUUUACAAAGGCGCAAAGAAACUGGCGAGAUUUGGGGAACUGUUGAGUGGUCCGAAGCCGUCACAACGAUCGAUUAUCCUCUACAUCGGCCUCGUCACUGUAAAAUUUUAUAUUCUCUAUCCUUCAAUCUUUGAAAUCUCCCUCUCAACUCUACUUUGAAAAUUUCCAAGCCAACAACAAUGUGUUUAGUGUUAAUACUCCUCCCCCAUCAAAGAUCGUGCCCUCAAAGUUGAUGAUCUUGAUAUCACUUGAGAAGCAACAAGACAAGUCCCCUGAGGUAGAGAUAUCUGAGUGAAGAGAAGAGAAAUAAUACCAUUUGGUCGCUGUGUUGUGUUUUGUGCAGAAGACAAAGAGAGUCAAAAUUUUAGUUAGUACAGAGAUGAUCUCUGCAACUAAACAAAUCAACAAGUAUUUUCCAUGAUAAUUUUGUAAAACCUGUAUCAAAAAGAAACAAUAAUGCUAAUAAGUGUAAGAAAGAAAAAUUAUGAAGCUCA